Messenger RNA from Tripterygium wilfordii, 1852 nucleotides. RefSeq names its product protein NRT1/ PTR FAMILY 5.10-like. The coding region runs from base 234 to 1547 and encodes 437 amino acids. The record is from RefSeq and is a predicted model, not a curated record. Gene Ontology annotation, cellular component: membrane. Gene Ontology annotation, molecular function: transmembrane transporter activity. NCBI's taxonomy places the organism in Eukaryota, Viridiplantae, Streptophyta, Magnoliopsida, Celastrales, Celastraceae. The transcript has 3 exons. Gene Ontology annotation, biological process: transmembrane transport.
UCGGUUGAUUGAACGUUGUAGGUGUGACAGUUGCUGAGGGGUUCACGUACUAUGGGAUCUCAUCAAACCUGAUAACUUACUUGACGGGUUCACUUGGCCAGUCGACGGCAACGGCAGCCGCGGCCACGAACGUGUGGUCCGGCGUAUCUUCACUGCUGCCUCUUGUAGGUGGUUUUUUAGCUGAUUCUUUCUUUGGCCGAUACCGCACCAUUGUCAUUUCUUCGCUUCUCUACAUGCUGGGGCUAGGGUUGUUGACUCUACUUGCCGUGCUUACUUCUGAUUACCAAAACACGAGUAAUACCACAUCAAGUUCUCCUCCACAAAUCUACGUGACCUUAUUCUACUUGGCUUUGUACUUAGUCGCAAUCGGAGAAGGUGGGCAUAAGCCUUGUCUUAUGGCUUUUGGAGCAGACCAAUUUGAUGGAAAAGACCCUGAGGAGAGCAAAUCCAAAAGCUCAUACUUCAACUGGUUGUAUUUCAGUUUCUCAAUGGCCGUCAUCUGUACACUUUUGGUCAUGGUCUAUGUUCAGGAUAACUUUGGCUGGGCCCUCGGAUUCGGAAUCCCCUGUUUGAUGAUGGGAGCUUCAUUGUUUCUUUUCUUGCUUGGAACCAAGACCUAUAGAUAUACUACUGCCCAGGCGAAUUAUAAAGACCACCCAUUUGUCAAAAUCGGCAGAGUAUUUGCUGCAUCAGUCCGACGCCGGAGACCACCGAUUGCCGCUGAAGAGAGAGCUUGUGAUUCCAAUACCAACAAACCAUUGCUCACACCAACUAAUCCUGUAGAGGGUAGAAAAGUCCGUAGUACUACCGGGGAGGUUGAAGAAGCAAAGGCAGUAUUAAGGCUCAUUCCAAUAUGGGCUUCAUGCUUGGUAUACGCCACUGUCAUGGCACAAAUUCCAACAUUCUUUACAAAGCAAGGAGUCACACUGGACAGGAAGAUCGCCUCAAAUUUCGUCAUUCCCGCUGCGUCGCUACAAUCUUUCGUUGGCACUGCAAUCGUUCUCUCAAUGCCAGUCUAUGAUCGAGUUUUCGUUCCGAUAGCAAGAUCUAUAACCAGGAAACAAUCUGGCAUCACCACGCUCCAAAGAGUUGGGAUCGGUAUGGUCUUAUCUGCUACUUCCACAGUGAUUGCAGCUCUAAUUGAAAUGAAAAGGCUUAAAACAGCAGAAGAAUAUGGAUUGGUUGAUAACCCACAAGCAACAGUUCCAAUGAGUAUAUGGUGGCUGGUUCCUCAAUAUAUUCUAUUUGGUGCUGCAGAUGUUUUCACCAUUGUUGGUCUGCAAGAAUUCUUCUAUGACCAGGUCCCAAAAGAACUGAGGAGUAUGGGUGUGUCGCUUAAUCUGAGUAUUUUCGGCGUGGGGAGCCUCUUGAGCAGCCUGCUAGUCUCUGCCAUUGACAAAGGAAGUAACAAGAGCUGGUUCAAUGAUAAUCUUAACCAGGCACAUCUUGAUUACUUCUAUUGGCUACUUGCUGGACUAAGUGUUCUAGGGUUGGUAUCCUUCUUCAAUUCUGCUAAAUCUUACGUUUACUGUAAGGAAAUUGCAUGAAAUAAUUACAUUUGAGCCACAAAGAAUAAAAAAAGGCCAACAAUGGUGGGCUCUCAAGAUUCCAUAUGGUCCAAUCUUCCUUGGCCAUACUCUCUCGUGCCAUAAUUCAUGUUUGUGGUUUGAAAACAAUUAUUGUUCGAUCAAUCAUUGCUUGGCUGGAAACUUGACGUAUAAUCAGGUCAGGGAAGCGCAUUGCAAUUGCUAAUAUUGGAUGAGUUUUGAUUUAGACCUUUAACUCCUCUUGUUAAGAUGAUGGUGCCAAUUGGUUACAUUCGUUUGUGGAUGCGUAUUUUUGCAUUUGGAUA